UUUUAUUGGAGGAAGGAAAUUUUUACAGGAAUAGAAGAUGAGCUACAACAACAAUGGCAGUGACAUGUGGGGCUGGAGAAAUCAGGUUUAUUCUCUUGAAGAUAACACUAGCAUAGAAGCAUCUAAGUCCCUUAUGAAUGAAGUGGAACACAAUGUAGAUCAUAUCUCUUAUAUGUUCGACAACGAGACUACCCCGGUUAAGGCCUGUGGAGACUUGCCCUACUAUGUCACCAACAAUGGGACAUCAGGGAAAGAGUCGGAGCUGUACAGGGAUCACUCGUCUCAAGUGAAAAGGCGCAGGAUGCUGCAGUUUGAGUCCGAAGUCUUGGAAACGCCCAUUUGCAACGAUGAGGAGUUUUUAAGAUCUAAGGAGACAGAACAGUCUCUUGAAGCUGCUAUUUCAGACAUGUCACAGUGGGUCGCUGGUUUCACAACCAGCAAUGAGUGCUUGGAUCCUUCAUCCGAAGGGUGGAUGGCAGACUGCUUCAAUGAUCCCGGGAUGCACCUCUGCAACGAAGAUUUCAAUAGUGCAUGUGGAGGAGCAUCCGAUGUUCAAAUUGAUGUCACGGAGCUUUGCAACACUGCUCCUACUUAUGAGGUCAAGAACACUCUUAGUAUUAGUACUCCUCGAAACGUUGUCUUCAGAGGUACAAAAUCAUACAUGCGAACGCCUCCCAAGCCAGCAUCAUCGGUGAUCUAUCCAUUCACAUUCAUCAAACCAUGUAGUCUGCUCGGACACACAACUCUCCAGGACAUAAACCAGAGGAUCCACAAUCCACCAAAGCCUAAACCAGCAGAAGACGAGUAUCCCACAUCAGCAUUCUCCGGGAAGCCUGUCGUUGGGAAGACCAAAAUCCACACCGAAGGUGGGAAGGGCAGCAUCACAAUCAUGAGGACCAAAGGGUAGGUGAUGAUGGUCAAGGAUGAUGCUCGUUUCUCACGAGGAACGAGAGUAAGCUCACACCUUGAGAUCAGUUCCCAACUGAUUUCUCAAGAUUAUACUAGAGGAUCUUAGCCUAAGUUGAGCCUCAUUUUUGCAUUGUUUCUAUAGAGGAAAGCUACUUCAGUUUUCAUCAUAUUUUUGUGAUAAACAUCAAAACCGCCAUUGAUUUUGAGGUUUUCCUUUUCUUACAGCUUUAUCAAAAUGAUAGGCAUAUAAAUGUAUAAAUCGUUAUACUUGUUGAUGCCAUUAUCAUCUUAUGCCAUUCUCCUUUUUCUGUUUCAA
This is a messenger RNA of Salvia splendens (bonfire salvia), 1225 nucleotides long. Its product is annotated as protein XRI1. The transcript is spliced from 8 exons. Bases 38 to 907 code for a protein of 289 amino acids. Lineage: Eukaryota; Viridiplantae; Streptophyta; Magnoliopsida; Lamiales; Lamiaceae. Gene Ontology annotation, biological process: female meiotic nuclear division; male meiotic nuclear division. The record is from RefSeq and is a predicted model, not a curated record.